Messenger RNA from Camponotus floridanus (Florida carpenter ant), 876 nucleotides. RefSeq lists its product as uncharacterized. The transcript is spliced from 2 exons. The record is from RefSeq and is a predicted model, not a curated record. NCBI's taxonomy places the organism in Eukaryota, Metazoa, Arthropoda, Insecta, Hymenoptera, Formicidae. Gene Ontology annotation, molecular function: nucleic acid binding. The coding region runs from base 1 to 876 and encodes 291 amino acids.
AUGCCGGAACACAUGCCACCAUGGCCGCGGUUAGCGUUUUUGGCCCCUGGCUCUUCGUUCGGCCACACGAAAAACGUUCGAGAUUGUUUAACAUGUUUCAAAGCCAGGUUGAUCCAGUCAGAGGCGUUAAUGGACUCCUUACCUAUCAAUCGUGUUACCGUUUCAAGGCCGUUCUCACAUUGUGGCGUAGAUUACGCCGGUCCAAUAAUUCUAAGAGAGGACAAGCGGCGUAAUCACAAAGCCGGCAUACAGCAUUUUCUUCGCGAGCACGAAACAACCUGGUGCUUCAUUCCGCCCAACGCGCCUCAUUUUAACGGUUUAUGGGAAGUCGCUGUAAAGUCAGCAAAAUAUCACAUGGCCCGAAUAAUAGGCAAGGCCCAUUUAACCUUUGAAGAGAUGUCAACAGUACUGUGCGAGGUGGAGGCGAUUUUAAACUCACGAUCACUCACGCAACUCAGAGCCGAUCCAAACGAUCUGGUGUACCUUAGUCCCGGCCACUUUUUGAUUAGUACUACGCUAAACGGUUUUUCUUGUCACGAUUUGCAUGAUGUUAACGAGAAUCGGCUAACGCGUUGGCAAAGAGUGGAGCAAAUACGACAACAUUUUUGGCGUAGAUGGAGUCUCGAAUACCUACACUCCUUGCAAGAGCGAACAAAAUGGAAGGUCAACAAAGGCGUGCAAUUAAAACCGGAGCAACUAGUGCUCAUAAAGCAGCAAGGGUUGCCUCCUUUGCAGUGGCUAUUAGGUCGAAUACAGGAAGUCCACACCGGUGCCGAUUGCGUCGCGCGAGCCGCCACCGUUCGAACAGCGAAAGGCUCAUUCAUGAAACCUCUGUCUAAACUCGCGAUUUUGCCAAUAGACUUAAGUAUAAAGUAA